Molecule: messenger RNA, 5541 nt
Organism: Sceloporus undulatus (fence lizard)
Lineage: Eukaryota; Metazoa; Chordata; Lepidosauria; Squamata; Phrynosomatidae
Gene: CCDC137
Product: coiled-coil domain containing 137
Exons: 6
Coding region: 475-1164 (229 amino acids)
Source: RefSeq, a predicted model, not a curated record
CGGCCACCAACUGGGUCAUUUCUACAGGGGAUGUGAUUACUGGGGCAACCAGGAGUGAACAUACGACACUGAACGUAGUAGACUCACUAGACAGGAUUGCCUGCUCCCAUCGCCUCCGCCUGGCACACUGGAGGACAUUUGUUGUUGUUGUUAUUAUUGUUAUUAUAUUUCCUUAUAGCCCACCUUUCUCCCAACAUAGGUACUCAAGGCGGUGAGCAAGAAUAAGACAAUGCAAUUUAAAAAACAAUACUAAGUACAUAAAUAUAAAACUAAAAAACAAAGAUUUUAUCAAUUAAAACAGUUAUAAAUUAAAAUGCCAUCUACUCCAUGUACUAUAAUAUAAUGUACUCAGCCAGGACUAGGUUGUCUCUCUCCUCAGCCGCUCCCAGACCGAAAUGACCCUCCAAAAGAGAUUCCAGGGCUGAAGAGGCUCUCCGAAUUUAAAACAACUUUGAAGACCAGUGUCUAAGCCAAAUGAAGAAAAUCAACUCAAAACCAAAAUGCCCGGAUGAGCAAGAAAUUCCAUAUCGCUUGCGGGAAAUUAUGAAGAGUCAUGAGGAACUGAAGAACCCCAAGAGCAAGAAGAAAAUGAAAAUAGUGAACAAACAAUGGCCUGAUAUAUCAGAAGGUGACAUACCUGUGCCGAAAUUCAGGAGGCAUGAAAGGGAGGCAGAAGCUUCUUAUGUGAACCGCAUGGAGCGGGAAACUCAGCAUGUGUUGUUCCUCACCAAAAACCAGCUGCAACGUGAACCUGAGAGAGAAGAACUAGCCCAAGAAAAGUCUCAGAAGAAAAAAGAAUUUCAGAGGAAGAAGAUGGAUAAAAUCCGCAAACAAAAAGAGGAGAAAAAGGCAGCAAUGCUGGAAAAGGAAUUAUUCAAAGACUCAGUAAAGUUUGGAGAAGUUGCUUUACAGCCCCCAACACUUACAGCAAAACCCAGAAAGAGUAAAAGCAAGGCUGGCCAGAGACAGCUUCUGCUCAUGUCUCUCUUAGGAUCUGAUAGUAAAGCAUCUAUCCCCAAAGCAUCUCUAGCUCGCCAAAGGAUUGUGCAGGAGGAACGAGAACGGGUUGUACAAGCCUAUCGUGACAUUAAGAAACGCAAGCAGCAGCAACAGUUAGUGGCUGAGAGCCAGCUUGCUAUGGACAAACUAAAGAAGCCAGCCUGAGUUGUGGGAACACUUCCAUUGUGACAGAGAACACCAAAUUGCUUGGAUACAAAGAUAGAACAGAGGAAAAGACUGCCGUGGAUUGCAGUAGUUCCUCUUUGGCUGAGUGUACCCAGCCACUUGGGCAAACAGAGUGGAAUACUUUGUAUGCAAUGGAUAGCUACAUAGCUUAUUGAACUAUAUGUAUUACUUAUGAAAGUGGAGUGGAUUCUCUGUGAGGCAGCUUUCUCAAACUAGCUUUAGAAUGUCACAGCAGUAUGAAGACUGAAGACAGUUGUUGUUGUUUUUUGUGUGGCAGCUGCCAGGAGAGAGAGGGUGCAGAGGGCCAUACUGAAGUUUUUAAAACUUUUAAUGUAUUUCUUUUUAACAAGUUGAUUUUCUGGCUUUCAGAAGGUCUUCUCGGCCUAAAACAGCCAAGUAGGCAUGACAAAAUAUUUCCCAUUUUCAGCAUGUUUAAAUGGAGGACAAGUUAGAUGAGAGUGCCUGUAGCAUCAAGAGCCCUUAGAAGACCAUGUAUGUAUCUUAGGUAGUUGCUACAAAGCAGAUCAUGGCCCGUAUUUUUCCAAUAGAAACAGCAGCUGGGUACUGGCUUCAGCUUCUUUUUGAAAGUCAAUUCUGUCACUCAUUUUUGUAGUUUUAAAAAAACAUAUUUUCAAAAAGAAUGGGAAGAGCUGUGAGGCUCCAGAAACAGCCUGGUAGGGAGCAUGGACUGCAUUUUGCCCAAUCUCCCCUCCCCCAGUAGAAGAUAACCAUUCCUAUGUGCAGUCCAAAAAUUGAUACAAUGUGUUUAUUCUGCCCUCCCCCAGAAUCUGUUUCGAUACUUACAAGACUAAACCCAUGACUUAGUAACAGGGGUAGUAUUUGUGUGGCCUCCUAGCUAGCUAUUUUUGGAUUUGUUGUUAUGUUCUUUGCCUUCAAGUCGACUUUGAUUUAUAGCAACGCUAUGAUUUAGAGGCCUCGAAAUCCAGUGCCCCUGUCCUCAACAGUCCUGCUCAGAUCUUGCAAACUCAGGGCCAUGGCUUCCUUCAUUGAGUAGCUAUCUAGAAUGCAGUCUUCCUCUUCUCCUACUGCCCUGCACAUUAUUGUAUAUUCUAGUGAGUUAUGUCUUCUCAUGAUAUGGCCAAAGCACAAUAGUCUCUGUUUAGUCACCCGGCUUCUAGUUAGAGUUCAGACCUGAUUUGUUCUAGGAUCCAUUUAUUUGUCUUUUUAGCAGUCUACAGUAUCCUCAGAAUUACAGCAUUACAUCUCAAAUUAGUUUUUUUUCCUGACAGUUUUAUUCACUGGCCAGCUUUCACACUCACACAUAGAAAUUGGAAAUACGAAGGCAUGGACCAUCUCAAUUUUAUUAUUCAGUGAUAUAUUUUUAUAGUUUAGGAUCUUUUCAAGUGACUUCUCUUAUCUAGUUGGAUUACAGCUCUCACAGCCCUCAAUAUAGAGCCAGUGUGGUAUACUGGUUUAGGACUAGGAAUCUGGGAGAUCAAUGUUCAAAUCCACACUAGGCCAUGGAAACCCACUGGGUGACCUUGGGCCAGUCAUACUCUUUCAGCUUUGGAAGAUAUCAAUAGCAAACCUCCUUUGAAUAGAUCUUGUUAAGAAAACCCAGUGAUAGAGUCCCCAGACAUUGGGCAAGUUACAUUCUCUGUCUCAAGAGGAUGACAGUGGAAACUCCUCUGAAGAAACUUGCUAAAAGACUCCUGUAAUAGGUUUGCCUUGGGAUUUCCAUAAAUUGGAAAUGACUUGAAGGCACACAUCACUAAGCAACAAAGGUGGGAAAGACUUGAAGGCACAGAGCAACAAAUUCUCACUAUGGGCUAUGGUGGCUAGGGCAGAUGGAAUUGUAGGCCAAAACAGCUAGAAGAUAUCUUGGUUGAGAAACUGUUCUCUGUUAGAAUGUUGCAUUUCUUUGGGUUGUGUCUCCUUUUGCUGUGCCCCUCUUGAGAGUAUUGUUCCUAGUUUCAAAAGCAGAGAUAAAGAGACAUAGGAAAAUGAUACUAUUGUUAUUUAGCUCUCCAUCUCCUGCUUAACAAAAAUGAUCCUUGAAGGCACUCUUCACUUUGUGAAACUGCUUCUGGGGCAGAAGUGGGUGACAUGGAGGAAUCACAAUAAAUCAUUUUUAGUUCCAGUUAGUUCUCUUUUUUCCACCACAGUUAUGAACUAUGUUUUCUCCUCUCCCCCGGCACUGCUUUCUAUUCUGUUUGCAAAGAGAGUUCUCUCCUCAUUGAAGGGAAAUGGAGUCCUACUCCAAAGCAGGGUAUAGAGAGGCCUCCCUUUAUACCUGACAGCAAUUGUGUUGGGAUGGGAGUCCCCCCAGAAUACAGCUACAUGAAUGUGCCUUCCCUUGGAAAAAAUGUUCAUGUUGGAAUGAAGGAAGCAAUGUUCCUGCUUUGGAGAUGCAAUCAUCAAAGCUGGUAUAUAGGACUGAUGAAGCUGUAAAUGAAAAAAUAAUGGUAAUUUCUUCUUCCAAAUCCUGGCACAGUUGGGAACAGAAGUAAAUGACAGCCAGUGCCUAACAGAAUAUGAGGGAGCAACAUUGCUAGGCCUUCUGUGUAUAAGACAACUGUGUACAUCUUGGAUGCUCUCAACUGCACUAUAUUGAAGCCCCAGAGGUUGUCCUUAUCUUACCUUUGUUUCUUAAAGAUUUUAAUCAUCCAGUUACUGCCAAGAGUUGUUUUAAAAAGGGAGCAAUUUAAUUUCUUUUAGUGGGAGUGGCAUUUUAAGAUAGAUGUUGAGUGGGAUGUGGCUGUAAAUGGAAAGGUGGUUGAGAAUAAUUUUGGCACUGUCUUUGAACUGUUUCCACAUGGAUUGGUCAGUAGGUGGCAGAAUGUACGCACAGGCCAAGGGGAAUCUAUGCUUAGCCGUUUCUUAGCUUCAAGGACUUUUCGGUCUUGAUGUUAAUGCUGUGUGACAUGAGCAGCACUUUCUGAGUAUUCUCUCUGUUUCUUCUGGGCAAACCUAAGGUAGAAUUGGAUUGUAGCUACUAACUGAGUGAUUGAUGCUCUGAAAUUUAUAGCCAGGCUAAACUUUUAACUGUGUAGCAGCCCUAGUAGUGUAUUCUCUCAGUUCGUGGUAUAUUCUUUUUUGAGGCACUUACUCUGUAUUCAUCUGACCCAUCUCUGCUUUCAGGUACCUCUGGCUUGGUUAAUUUUGUUUACUAGCUUCUCACAGCUUUUAAAAAGCAUAGGUACCAUAAGGCUGCUGGAAAGAUGAGAAAGAGAGAAGCAUUUCUCUUGUUCAGCUGUGUUCAUAUGGGCGAGCCCCUUCAAAUAGCAGUGUACUUAGUAUGCCUAGUUGGAAGCAUACCUCAUUGAUUUUUGAUUCACUGAAGGAGAGUAGAGCAGUGAUGGGAAACAGUUGGUCCUCUAAAUGUUUUUGACUACCUCUCCCAGAAUCCCUUAGCACUGACUAUUUGGGGGGCAGCUGAUGGGAAUUCUAGGCCAAAACAUAUGGAAGGUCAAAGGUUUUUUAACUCUCAAAUAGAGAGCAAGUGUAUAGGUGAAAGUAAUACUGCAUCAUAAUCCUCUACAUGUUUAGCCAGAAAUAAGUUUUGCAGUGUUCAGUGGGUAGAGAACCCCUAGAAAAUGUGUUUAGAAUUGUAUUCUUAAAGUAACUGUCAGAUGGUGUCACAAUGUUUGGAGUGGUUCCAACUGUAAAAUGUGUUUUGCCCUGACACUGUGCAAGAAUGGAUGCUCAGUUUGUUCCAAAGAACAAGAAAAUCGAAAAUUACUAUGGUGAUGCUUUUGAGUGGGCUGUGUUAGUAAAACUCACUAGGAGAUUUUUGAUUGCACAGAACUCUUGUCUAAAGAAAGUUUAUGUAGCCUUAAAAGGCUUCUCAGAGCUGGUGUGGUGUAGUACUUUGAGCAUUGGACUAUGAAUCUGGAGACCCGGAUUUGAUUCCCUUCUUAGCCAUGGAAAUCACCUGAGUGACCUUAAGUGAGCCACAUACUCUCAGUCCCAAAAAACCUUGUGAAAAUCUGUGUUUUACAUCCUAGAAGCUAGAUGCAUUUAUAGCCUGAUGGUUGCCCAUGUCAAAAACAACUUGGAGGCACACAACAACAAUGGUUUCUGUAUGGCCUUAUCAACACCUUCAAAUAAAAUGUGCAUUUAUUGUACCAUUUUUAUCCUGUUUUGAUAGCUUUUUGAUAGACCUCUCUCCAUGAAUGAUAAGAAAUUCACACAAUUGCUUCCCAUAUUAUUCAGUGGUGGCAACAUGAAUGUGCACACUGUGUUCAUGUUGCCACCAUUUAAUAAUAUGGAGCGUGGUGAUCCGUGGGUGGUCAGAUUUGUAGAUUGGAAGCCCAUCAAUAGGAAGGGCCCACUGUAUUUUCAGUCUUUUAAAUGUCAUUUCAAUAUUGUAUUAAAAUUUUGGAAUUGUUUUUA